Numida meleagris (helmeted guineafowl) is the source of this 1725-nucleotide messenger RNA. It is a transcript of the gene LIAT1, whose product is annotated as chromosome 18 C17orf97 homolog. The transcript is spliced from 3 exons. The coding region runs from base 334 to 903 and encodes 189 amino acids. Gene Ontology annotation, biological process: protein arginylation. NCBI's taxonomy places the organism in Eukaryota, Metazoa, Chordata, Aves, Galliformes, Numididae. The record is from RefSeq and is a predicted model, not a curated record.
UGUCACAAUGAAAGGAGUUGGUGCCAACCCGGAGGCGGGAGGUGCUUUACUUUGGUAAAACAUCACCUGGGAGGGCUUUUCCUCCAGGCUCACAGUGGCCCCCCAGCCGCCAUUGCACCCCUUCAUCAACUGAGGGGAUGUGGGGAUGUGGGGCUGUGGAUGUGGGGGUGGCCGCCCCGCAGUGCCCCAUGGCUGAGGUGCGGUCCCUCCGCAGCGCUGUGUGUCACCGCCAUGCGCAGAGCAGCGCUGGGUCCCAGCCAAGAGGACAAGCCCGGGCCGGCCCAGGAGCCAUGGCUGUCCCAGAGACAUCGCUGAAAAGGAGGACGCGGGGAGAUGGAGGGCAGAGCGCUGAGGGGAGGAAUGAAACGGGGAGGCUCGGGGGCUGCUGCAGUGCUGGGCAGGCGUCAAGGGACCAAGGGCUGCACACGGGGCCCAGAGCCGCCAUCGGAGCGGAGCACCGCCGCCACGCGGGGAGCAGGAAAACACCACCACAAAGCCAGAAAGAAGAAGGCUGGCUCUGCUGCAUGCCGCAAGGACUUCGGCCACGGGGGGAACCCUGACCCGGCCCAAAGUGACGCCAGGGGGACACAGGUGGGCACGGAAGUCAGCGCGGUUUCAUCAUCAGCCUCCACGGUUUUGGAUCCUGGUCAGACGGAGCUCACUCUUUCUGCUUGGUUUAACGAAAGCCUUCGUUGGGAUGGGAUCCUGGAGGACCCCGCGGCGGAGGAGGAGAGGCUGCGAACCUACAGGCUGAACAGGAGGAAGCGCUACGGGCUGCACCUCCAGCAACAAACACCCUGGCUGCUGGGCGUCCCCCAUCACCACACCACGGCUCCAUGCUCCCAUCACACAGAGCAUCGCUGCCAUUAUUUUCCAGGGGAGCAAACAGCUCCCGAGCACUGAGGGAGCCCAGGGGCUCCGAGCCACCGCACAAAGAAGGAGGUGUUUGCAUUUUAAAAACGUUUGCUGAGACACAGACCCAACUCAAGGCUGCUGCGAUUGAAAGCGUUCCUGCCUGCACUGCCCUCUGCCCGCAGGGUCACUGCUUAUUGCUCUUAGUCCAUUCCCAAGCAAUACUGCACUCGGUUUUCAUGAAGCUUAACGUAGAGCACGUUCCCCUCCUACUUUUAUGCCCUCUUUAUUUACUAACAUAGCAUUUGAGCGUCUACAUAUUGUCCAAAAUUGAACAGAAAUUCCUAUCCGGUUAAAUACUUGUGUUUAUAAAGGACUUUGUUUGUGGGAUACGCCAAAACCCACACCAGAAUCUCUCCUCACAAAUGAAGCUACAGCAGGUGAGAGACUCGCAUCCCAGGAGGGAUUUUCAGCUGCCUUCACAGCCCUUGUUCCUGUCGUCCUAACCUGAUAAAGCCACCACAUCUGUGAUUUUAUAGUACAGAUGGUUUCACACCUUCCUUGCAUAUGUAAUAACAGCAACACAUGAUGCAAGAGAAACAAGGGGGAGGGGAGAUCCCAUAUUUAUUGCUGUGCAAAUGCCAUCAUAAACACGGAAAAGCUUUGAGUGAAAAAGGACUGAAAAAUGAGGAGACUUCCCCCGCGCUUUUCAGAUGGUUUAUUAUCGGUGAAGUAAAAGACAACUGAAAAUGAGAGGGGGAGGCAAACUCCGCAGCCAUCAGAACACUCGCACAUUGCUGAUCAGAGCUUUGCAGAUGUCGGGACAUAAAUAAUGUAAAAGGCACCUCUACCAAUUAAAAUCCAUUACAAGGG